Molecule: messenger RNA, 9413 nt
Organism: Argiope bruennichi
Lineage: Eukaryota; Metazoa; Arthropoda; Arachnida; Araneae; Araneidae
Product: serine beta-lactamase-like protein LACTB, mitochondrial
Exons: 7
Coding region: 735-2261 (508 amino acids)
Source: RefSeq, a predicted model, not a curated record
UUUUAUUGUUUGUAUCGGGAAAAGAGCGCUUCCAAAUUCUUGUUUUUUAUUUUCAUGUUGCAGAUGCAUAAAAAAAAAUCUUUGCAUCAUUAGGUCCUUUUUAUUUUCUUUUUUAACUCUUUAACUGCGCAAUAAAAGUAGCGUGCGUUUGGCUUAUUAAAGAAAAAUCUUUUUAUCUUAUCAAAUCUUUUUGCAUGUCUUAAAAGUUUAGUAUUAACCUAAACGAUAAUAUAUUUCAUUUAAGAAAUUACAGUUUUUAUUACGAAAGUCGAAUAAUACUUUGCGACUUUACUCCAACCUUCAAAGUUUUAAUUCUGCAUAUUUUUUCCAUCUAUAUUUGAAUUCUUACUGUCCUGCGUUAUUUUUUUGAUUGAGGGACCAAAUUUUAAAUUUUUGGAAUCAUUUUAAUAUUUUACAAAAUUAUUGCAUUCCUUGUAGUGUGAGAAUUACGAAUUUUAUUGCAUAUCAUAAAUUUGCAAACUUUGAUUCUUUCCGAAUUUUUGACUUCAUAGUAUACCUAGAGAAUAAAAUAACAUUACAGAAAACAAUUAGCAUCGAUAACUAUCCAUAGAAAUCAGUAACGUAAUUUAUAUAGUACAGGAAGCGAGUAAUAAAUUAAUUAAAGAAGCUUUGAUUGUCAUUGCAUUCAAUUCUAGAAGUUCUUUAUGCACUUACUUCAUUAGACAUUUCAAUCAACAGUUUAGAAGUCAAUUUACCUUUAAAUUUGUGGAAGAAUGUUUCGUAAGAAAAUUUAUUAUUGUGUUGAAACUGUUAGUAGUAAACUAUGGUACAAAUCAAGUAGACCUUUUUUUAAACAUUCACAUUCAACAAAUGGUCAAACUUUUCCUUUCACACAAACUCUUGUAGCAUCUGUUGCUGCCUUUGGCAUAACUCUAUACAUUGCUCAUAAAAAUAAAAUUUCUUGCGAGCUUGACUUGAACCCAAGAAAUGUCAUCGAAGUAAUUGAUGAAGAUGAACUUUAUGAUAAAGCUAUUAAAAAUAGUCGUGAUAUUCUACAGCGUGUCAAGGAUGAAUGUGGAAUUCCUGGUCUUGUUGUUGGUGUCAGUAUUGAUGGACGAACUGUAUGGAAAGAAGGUUUUGGAUAUGCUGAUGUCGAAAAUAGAGUUUUGUGUACUUCUGACACCGUUAUGAGAAUUGCAAGCAUUAGUAAAAGUAUUACCAUGGCUGCUGUUGCUAAAUUGUGGGAGCAAGGGAAACUAGAUGUUGACAAACCUGUGCAAGAAUAUGUACCAUCUUUUCCACCAAAAUUUUAUGGUGGAAAACCAGUUACUAUAACAUGUCGACAGCUUGUUUCUCAUUUGGGUGGGAUCAGACAUUAUUCUGAUGAUAAAAGUGAACCCAAAAAAACAGAUGGGAAAUCAAACAACAGUGAAAAAAAAGAAGAAAUGGAUUUAAAAGAAUAUUAUAUGACUACAAAACAUAAUGAUCUACAGUCAGCCCUGGAUAUGUUUAAAGAUGAUCCUCUUGUUGAAAGUCCUGGUACCAAGUUUUUGUAUAGUACUCACGGUUGGACUCUGGUCAGUGCAAUUGUAGAAGCAGUAGCUAAGGAACAAUUCACUGUUCAUAUCACUAAAAUGUUCAAAACGCUAGGGUUAAACAAUACUUAUCUCGAUGAAAAUGAAGUUUUGAUAUAUAACAGAUCAAGAAAUUACAUGAAGAACAAGAAAGGAAUCCUAAUUAAUGCACCUUAUGUCGACAAUUCAUACAAAUGGGCGGGAGGAGGAUUUUUAUCUACUGUUGGUGACUUAAUGCAGUUUGCUAAUGCAAUGUUGUAUAGUUUACAGGCUAAAGGUCCAAAUGUGUUUUCCAACAUCAGUUCAUCACUAGGAAAAAGUGCUGAAAGCAGCACUGAUAAAGAAGAGAGUAACACUGAUGAUCAACCUUUGAAUUCUGUCGAUCAAAAACCACUUCCUGGUUUUCUAAAUUCAAAAACAAUUGAGGCCAUGUGGGAACCUGUCCCACCCGCUCCUAAUUAUGGAAUGGGGUGGAGUGUGCACUUACAAAAGCAAGAGUGUGAAUUUUGUAACAAAAGUAAAUUUUGUGUUUAUCAUACCGGAAGUGCUGUUGGCGCUAGUAGUGUGCUACUGAUUGUACCAGCAAGAAAUAGCAAAAGUAAGCAUUUGAACCCUGAGCCUUCUUCUGUACCAAAAGGUACUGUUGUAGUUGUACUUAGUAAUAUGCACAAUAUUUCCUUGUUUCCAGCAGCAUUGAAAAUUUCUCAACAAUUUGAUAAGCAGUGAUUUUUAAACUACUUUUUAUAUAAUUUUAGUCGUUUUUAAAAAUCACAUUGCACAAAAAAUAAUCCUGUCCGAAAGCGCGUUAAUUAUAUAUUUAGCGAUGAUUUUAAAUAUAUUGAAAUAUUAUGUUUGUCUUUUAAUGAUAUUGAUCAGUUUUUAACUUCUAAAAGAUAUCUUUCAUUCUUAUUGUUGGGGGAAAAUUGAGCUUUAUUUCAACUAAAUUACAUUAUGAAAGAAUUAAAAUUAUAUCAAAUGAAACUUUUUUUGUUGCUAUAGAUAAAAGCUAUCAGCAUUGAAGCACCAUAGGAUCAUUAAAAUUUUGGCAUUUGGCUAGAUAUAUAUUGUCAUAGGAGUCAAUGAAUAUAUUUUGAGGUGCAUCUUGAUUAACUUUCAUACAAUUCCUAACUUAAUAGUUAUAAAUAUAUCAAUUUGAGCAUGUAAAAAAAGUUGUUAAAAGUACGAAAAUGUCUCACUUUGAUUAUGUGCAUUUUAACUGAGACAUUAUGGUUUUAAAGAGACAACACGUUUGAUGCUGCUUAGGUUAUUCAGUAGACAUGUCCUUUGCAAAAAGAGGGCCACAUUCUUCAAAUAUAUAUAUAUUAUAGUUAAACAUAACAAAUUGAAAAAUUUUCAUUUCAGAUAGUGUAUCAAUUAUGCGUGUCCUGCACACACUUUUCAGAUCCUUGAUAAUUCCUCAAAGUCUUUCUAUCACAGAAUUCCUAUUUUCAUUAUUUAUUUUGAUCUGGACGUCUCGGGUUCGAGUCCUGGUUCAGGUAUGGUAGUUUCUUACCCUGUGUUCUAUCUGUGAGGCGUGUGAAAGAGUCCCCAUGCAAAAAGGGGUUGUACAAGUGAGUGUCAUCUUCAUAUAAGCUAGAAGUAAGACUUCUGCCCUCGGGUGCUCAGGGGCCUUUACCCUCAGAGGCUGCUGCACUAACUCGGCUUAAAAUCUGCUAUGACAAAUGCCAUAAGUAACAACAGAACCAUGUGAAUUAAAAAAAAAAAAAAAAACUCUGAGUAGUAUGUUUAGUUAAGUUUUUUUUUCUCAUUUUGUUGGAAAUAUUGUAGUUUCACAGACUUGGGUUAUUGGAUGCAUCCAUCAAGUCAAUGUGAUAUUAUUUCAGCUUUUUACUGACCUGAUAUUAGCGCAAUGUUUUUACUAGUCUAAAUACGUCAAAAUUUUGAAAUGCCUUGAUACUCAAAUUUUUAUUUUUUUCCCCCUUUUGUAAUUUAAGCAAUGAAUAACUCCAAAAAUUCAGGUGCCCCCAUCUUAGCUGAAUUUUAUCUAAAGUUCAACCCUCUCUCUGGAUCUCAAUUGCCUUCAUUUGCAUGUGAUUAGUUCUAUAUUUAUCAUGGGGAAUCCCUAUUUUUCAAAAGUUUAGAAUUUAUAAACUGCAAUUCAGUUUUAAGGCUUACUAUAUUCUCCAUGUAUUUUUUUUUUUUUUUUUUUAUUUGACGUAGUUUUAUCAAAACUUACUUAUAUGCAUAGUUUGAAACCUAAAUUUUUGGUACAAUAUUUUUUCCAAAGUCAAUUCAUACUGAAAUAAUUCAGGUAAAUUGUGCCUCACAAAUUGAAAUUUGGAAUUCUCUGCACAUCUUCCAUUUAAUAUUUGCAGUAUCAUGAAUAGUAUAUAUCUCAUUCGCAUAAAAGUAAGAUUAUGCCAACUUACCUUUAUAUUUACUUGAUAUUCUUGCUUAACUCCAAAAAAGAAGUUAUAUCCCAAUAAUAAUAAAUAAAUAUGAGAGUAAAGGGCAGAAUUCACGUAUCAAAGAAUUUUAACUAGAUGAAUCGCAUCACGUAUCUACUUGCUACCCUAAACGAACGCAGAAAGUAUCUAAAAUGCAAAUUAAACAUGAUUCUGAAGAAAAGACAAAUCGUAUCAUAAAAACAUUUGUGCAGAAGAUUAAUCUGAGCAUAAAGAAUUUUUUUACAGGACUUGUUUUCAACAAAACUUUUACAGUUUACUUUUCUUCUCUUCCUUUGAAAAUAUAAUUCUAGUUUUUAUGCUAAAAUUUUUUGUCCCUUUUAAAACUUUGUUUGAAUUGUUUAAUUUCAUUUUCUACUUAUAUUAAAAUCCACCAUGUUCAUGAGAAUUAUGACGGUAAAAAAUGAAAAUUGCAUUGAUAUUUUUGAAUUUAUAAUAUAUUUAAUGAUUUUUACUUAAAUUAUUUAUUAGAUCGAUUUUUUUAUAAGUUAGCUAUUAUGAACUUGCAAGCUUCUCAUAAUGAGAUGUUAUGCAUCAUGCAAUAUAAUUUGUAGUUGCAUGUUAGAUAUCAUCCAAAAUCCCAUUUGUCAUGAGACUAACCUAUCAGAUGAAUUCUUUCUUUAGAUCUUUCACUAACGUAAUGCUUUCAUUGGCUGGCGCACAAAAAUAUUCUUUGUGGAUAUGCAAGUUAAACUUGCUUGAUAAAGAUAUGUAUGUUUUAUCUUAUCAUUAACUAAUACAUGAUUGCUCUAGUGUUUAUAUUAGUUUGGAGAGUCUCGGAUUUUUUAGCUAAAAUUAAACGAUUAAUAUUUUUAAAAAAGAUUAACCCUUAUGUUCAUUUUGUAUAGCAUACCAUACAUACAACUUUAUAAAAAUAUACUACCACUAUAAAAUAAUUUUUAACUUAAUUAAUAAAUUAAUUUAAAAUAAUUCUUACAAAUUUUUAUAUAUACAUGUUUUUUGCUUUUCUUCAAAAAAGCAGUCUUGCCACGAUAAGGGUUAAUUAGAUUUCAUUUUUAAGUAUUUAUUCCAGAGUUCUCCUUUCUAAUUUUCACUAUAUACAGGAUAUGGUCAUCCUUAUUUGGCAUGAGAAAGAAAAUAAGUUUUUCACCUCUCUGAUUAUAUUUCCUUUGCAUACAUUUCUAUAUGCAUACAUUAUCAAAAAAAAGUAUUUGGAUACAUACGUGUUGUAUUUUUCUGUGUUAGUAUUUUUGGCUCAAUUAAAGUGAUUAAAUUUAUUAACAAUGUCUUCAGCAGAAAGGUGUAAAUUUGUUUUCAAUGCAAAGUUCCAAAAUGACUUUUGUUGCUUCAAGAAUGUAGAUGCAUUGAAUUCAAAAAUCAAGUUCAUUUUUUAAAACCUUGUUGCGAAAAUAUGAAGUGGUGGCGAUUCUCCUGUGCCACCAAGAUAAAUCUAAGAGUACGUUUAUCCCUUUCAAAUGACAGCUUUUUUAUGACUGUAAAGUUGAACGUUUUGAGAAUAAAACUGGGUGAAUUUUUUUUCCGCGACUGUACUUUUGUUGGCUCGUUUUAAUGUAAUUAGAUAAUAUUUGCUUGAUUUGUAUGUACAGGUGGUUAUCAAAAUAAUGGAAACACCUUAGAUUUAUAAAGAAUCCUUUAUUAGUAUAGUAUAGGACCGCCUUUAGCAUGUAAUACAGCUUGUAUUCGCCUAGGAAUCAGUUCAUAAAAGUGUUGAAUAGUGUUUAGAGGAAUAUUUUACCAUUCUUCCUGGAGAUAUUAUGAAAGUUCUGGGAGAGAUGCCGGUAGAGGAUAUGGAUUCCGUAUUGAAUGCUCUAAGAUAGACCAUAACGGUUCAAUUAUAUUGAGUUUCUGUGACUGUGUGGGCCAAGGCAGAUGUUUAAUUUCAUCCUCGUGUUAAUAAAACCAUGAUUGGACAAGUCUCGCUGCAUGGAUAGGUCCAUUAUCAUCCUGGAAAAUUUCAUCUCUUGCAGAAAACAAAGUUUGCAUCAUAGGAUGGAACUGGUCAACUAAAAUUUCUCUACUUCUCCCCAGUGAUCCUUUCUUUCAGGGUUAUGAUUGAUACAGCGGAAAAUUACGACAUGGCUGCCCAUAUCAUGACAGAUCCACCUCCAUGCUUGACAGUUGGAAGGAGACAGUCACGGUCAUACGCUUGUGUGGGUGUCCUCCAAACGUGCACCCGUCCUGUUGUAGUGAAAAGUGUGAAAUACGAUUCGUCAGCCCAUAUUACUUUCUUCUUUCUAUCAAUCGACCAGGUUCUGUGAGUGUGACACCACUAUAGACGAUGUUUGUCAUUAACAUCUGUGACAAGUGGCUUGGGAAUUGCUGCUCUGCCAUAAAUGUUCUGUUUAUGAAGGUGCCUUCUAACUAAUCGCUGAUACCGGAGAAUCCAGAUGGGGAUUAAGCUCUGCGGUCACUUUUGUUGCAGUUUUUCGCUUUUUAGACAUUACAAUCCGCUUCAAUGCCCGUCGGUCUCUUUCACUGAGCUUCUCUUUCCGCCCACUAUUUUUCUUUGCUGAGCUUGUCUUCCCGUGCUGUGUGUAUGCUGUCAUGACUUUAGACACCUUACCUCUAGAACCGCCGAAAAAUUGGAAUGUUUCGGUCACACUUGCUCCAACUAGACGGGCUCCUACAAUUUGGCCUCUGAAAAUCUGAGAGGAACGACAUUUUACGCUUUUGGAAAAAAUCCAAGAAUUACAGAAUAAAAAAAAAAAAAAAAAAAAGAUAACACAUACUACCAGAAUACAUACAUUACUAUUUAUUAAAAAAACUGGCGGCAAUUAUUAUAUUUUAAUGCUUACGAAGCGCAUUCAAAAAUGUCACUUUUAUUCACAGGUGUUUCCAUUAUUUUGAUAAACACUUGUAUAUGUGUGUUUUCUUUCCACUCUGUCAUCUCUUCGUAAUAAUAAUUUAUUUUUUUCUUUCUUUCGAUCAGCAACUGUUCACGAAUUAUUUUAACAAGAAUAAAGUAAUUGACAUGGUAUCAUUUAAUGCAGGAAGUCUUAACUGCACAAAUCAAAACAGAAGAAAACGCUUUUUACAACUACUCCCAAUCGUAUGAUUUCGGUCAUUUAUACGGAUUUAUAAAUUAAUAUUGCCUUUACAAAAUAAAAUUUAAAAUUUUUUAAUAACCUCAUACAUAGACAAAAUAAGUAAGUAAAAAAUUUUCCUACGAGAUCAAUUAAUUUACCUUAAAUCAAAACUGAAGAAAUAUUUUUUUUCAUUAAUUUGCUAAAAUGGGGCACAUUUACACAGUUCUCGUUUCGGAAGGGCAUUAACUGUGCUUAUUUAAUAGGUUCAGUCUCAAAACUUAUGUUUUAAUAAAGUUUCUGAUUAACUGCAUGUUACAACUUAUCCCUGUUACAACUUCCCCCUAUAUCAAUAACAUGCGAGCACAAUUAUGAGAAUAGCUAAGAACUACAUUCAGUGUCACAGCAAAGAGUUGUGGAGGAGGAUAUAAAUAUAGCAUCAACUUUUUAGUGAAAUAAGGGAGAUGGUGAAAAGCAUGAGAAAUUGUUGCAUUGUAUGUUGAGAAGCAUCACCCUAAUAAAUAAAUCUGAAGCGCUUAGCUCCUACUUAACUAUAAUGGCGCCUCAUUUUCGCCAAAUUUUAAAGCGUUGGCAAAAAUAAAUGUGUUUAGAUAACUUUCUUGUAAAAAAAAGCAUGUAUUAUAAAAACAACAACAUCGUUAUUAUUGGAAUGAAGCGCAUUAUCCUGUGGAAAAAAUUGUUUUGUUUAAAAAGUGUCUCAUUAAGAGUAAGAUUCGGAAACGAAUUAUGUUUGUUUAGCGAGGUUUCGCUGUAUUUGAUCAAAAAUGUUUCCUUCUUGAUUAUAUUAAAGCAUAAGUAUUAAAAGUAAUAAUGAAAAAUAUCGCAAGAGAGAGAGAAGAGAGAAAGUUUAAUUUCGGCCAAGCCCAGCUUCGAAUUGCAUCAAUUCCAGCGCUUCACUUGCAAAUUUUAUUGUUUAUGAAGUCAACUUUAGACCUUUUAACACUUGUGCCUUGUACAUUAAAUUACUUUUGAUUUUCGGCAGAACUGCGUUCCUCUGAGUCCUGCCUAUGUAUUACUUGUCUGUUGAUCAUCCCGCACCCCCCACAUACUGAUUAUCAACUUUUCAAUAUCGUGAGGUGAGGAAGUGCUAUGCGGAAAAAAAGGGGGGGGGGGCGAAAUAAUUUCAUGGGCAUUGCAGUUCUUUUAGAAGAGAUUCCAUCACUACUACUGCUAUGCUAUCUGUAUAUUUUGAAUUUUUCUCUCCAUGACUGAUUAGAUACUUGCAGUAAAAUCCACGCUAACGAAAAAAUCCUUCAGUUUCACAACUAAGGAAAUCAAUACGUUUCAGACUCUAAUAGAUUAAUUGAUAGCACUAAUGAAUAUAUUCAUUGAUGUGGCUGCAAAGAGGAAGAAGAAUUUUUCAACCAUCUUCCUAUAACAUUAAUCACUGCAGGACCUUGUAUCGCUGUACGAUGUCCAUCGAGUACUUAGUCAGUUGUCUCCAUUUUGAUGAUAAAGUUAGUCUUAACCGCAAAAGUGCCAUCUGCACCCUGCCAUAGCUUCCGGUGUAAGCUAAAUAACCCUCAUCAUCACGAUAACACUGUGGCUGAAACCAAGGUAAAUCGUAAUGGCAAUCAUUGCUCUCGGUAUAAACCCUUCCAUCAUCGAUAUGGAGGUAACCAAUCUCACACAUUUAAUUUAACAUUGAAAAUUUAGAAAAGUGAGAACUAAUCACUAUACCAGAAGAUUCUCAUCCCCAAUUUUUGUGGCCUCCCGGUGGGGUUCUACUAAAGAAGCGAAAUAAAAAAGAAUUAUUAGCUUUGCUCUGUCAAUUACUUUUGUAAAGUAUUUUUCAUAAGAUUUAGAAUGAUAUGAAAACCUGAGUACUAUGUCAAGAUCGAUGUGUUCAUAAAAUACGACAUUUUCGAAAUUUUAGGAAAGCAGUCAAAUCUAUUCUAUAUCUUCAUUAAAGAAUUACAGCGAUGGCAUAUCCAUUUCGGGGUAAUAGAAUUUUUUUUUAAAUUUAUCUAAAAAAGUCAUCCAUCUAUAGAGCGUUUUCUGAUAUCAAUAGUAUUUGGUAAUAUAUUAAGUUACUCUCUAUGGUGUUAAAUUGCUGAAGGCAUUGUUAAUUUCCAAGAAUAAGUAGUUAUGUUCAAAAUUGUGUCCAAUUCUACUGAUUUCUUUUAGCGAAGAAAAUUCUCUUGAAAUAGACUCGUAGUUCAAAUAUAUUAUUUAUCAUGAGAUCAGGCUAACUUAUUACUUGGCUGUGAUUUGCUAGACGAUGACCAUGCCCUUUUUAAAACUAAAUAUACUGAACUAAAUAAUCUGUUAUACUCAGAUUUUUGUAAAAGUAUAUAUAUUAUAUAUAAAUUAGUACCUAUACACACACACAUAUAUAUAUAUACUACAGUGUAAACAUGUGGUGUAAAAACAGAAUUGUUACUUAACUUUGUUCUUUCAAUCUUGAAAAUACUUGUUCUUUUAAU